UCCUGUACUACCACCAUCACACACUUACUGGUACAGUCCUGUACUCACUCCUUCACACACUCACUGGUACAUUCCUGUACUACCACCAUCACACACUCACUGGUACAGUCCCGUACUCCCUCCAACACACACUCACUGGUACAGUCCUGUAUUCCCUCCAUCACACACUCACUGGUACAGUCCUGUACUACCACCAUCACACACUCACUGGUACAGUCCUGUAAUCCCUCCAUCACACACUCACUGGUAGAUUCCUGUACUUCCUCCAUCACACACUCACCGGUACAGUCCCGUACUCCCUCCAACACACACUCACUG
This is a messenger RNA of Candidula unifasciata, 318 nucleotides long. The record is from the annotation of a GenBank genome assembly. Lineage: Eukaryota; Metazoa; Mollusca; Gastropoda; Stylommatophora; Geomitridae.